AUGCUGGGCGAGCUGGCAGUAGGCAGGAUGCGAGGCGGCUGCGUGGUGCUGGGGCUCCUGUGCUGCUUGGUGGCCAGGGUGGGCUCCUACACACCCUGGGACCUCUCCUGGACAGCACGAGGGGAUCCCUCUGCCUGGUCCUGGGGGACCGAGGCGCACUCACGGGCCGUGGCCGGCUCGCACCCGGUGGCCGUGCAGUGCCAGGAGGCGCAGCUGGUGGUGACGGUGCACAGGGACCUCUUUGGCACCGGGCGUCUCAUCAACGCUGCCGACCUGACUCUGGGCCCAGCUGCCUGCAAGCACUCCUCGCUCAACGCCGCACACAACACCGUUACCUUCGCCGCUGGCCUCCACGAGUGCGGCAGCGUCGUGCAGGUGACGCCAGAUGCCCUCAUCUACCGCACGCUCAUCAACUACGACCCCAGCCCUGCCAGCAACCCUGUCAUCAUCCGCACCAACCCUGCUGUCAUCCCCAUCGAGUGCCACUACCCCAGGAGGGAGAACGUGAGCAGCAACGCCAUCCGGCCCACCUGGUCCCCUUUCAACUCUGCGCUGUCAGCUGAGGAGAGGCUGGUGUUCUCCCUGCGCCUCAUGAGCGACGACUGGAGCACAGAGAGACCCUUCACCGGCUUCCAGCUGGGAGACAUCCUCAACAUCCAGGCUGAGGUCAGCACUGAGAGCCACGUGCCCCUGCGGCUCUUUGUGGACAGCUGCGUGGCUGCCCUGAGCCCCGACGGUGACUCCUCGCCCCACUACGCCAUCAUUGACUUCAACGGGUGCUUAGUGGAUGGGAGGGUGGAUGACACCAGCUCUGCCUUCAUCACACCCCGGCCGCGGGAGGAUGUGCUGCGGUUCAGGAUUGAUGUCUUCAGGUUUGCGGGGGACACCAGGAACCUGAUCUACAUCACCUGCCACCUGAAGGUGACCCCAGCAGACCAAGGCCCAGACCCCCAGAACAAGGCUUGCUCCUUCAAUAAGGCCAGAAACACCUGGGUGCCAGUGGAAGGCAGCCGGGAUGUCUGCAGCUGCUGUGAGACGGGCAACUGUGAGCCACCCGCUCUCUCCCGGAGGCUCAACCCCAUGGAGCGAUGGCAUGGCCGCCGCUUCCGCCGUGAUGCCGGGAAAGAGGUUGCAGCUGAUGUGGUCAUUGGCCCCGUGUUGCUUUUGGCGGACCCGGGAGCUGUGGGACAGCUGCAGGAGGACGGUGAUGGUGAAGCGGUGACGGUGCCCAGUGUGGAGAUGGGGCUGGUGUGCGUGGCCGUGGCUGUAGCGCUGGCUGCCGUUGGGGUGGCUGUGGGUAUUGCACGUAAGGGCUGCACCCGAACCUCAGCUGCGGCAUGA
Molecule: messenger RNA, 1341 nt
Organism: Centrocercus urophasianus (Greater sage-grouse)
Lineage: Eukaryota; Metazoa; Chordata; Aves; Galliformes; Phasianidae
Product: zona pellucida sperm-binding protein 3
Exons: 9
Coding region: 1-1341 (446 amino acids)
Biological process (GO): positive regulation of acrosome reaction; binding of sperm to zona pellucida; egg coat formation
Cellular component (GO): extracellular matrix
Molecular function (GO): acrosin binding
Source: RefSeq, a predicted model, not a curated record